This is a messenger RNA of Rhinolophus ferrumequinum (greater horseshoe bat), 774 nucleotides long. It is a transcript of the gene EMP3, whose product is annotated as epithelial membrane protein 3. Gene Ontology annotation, cellular component: plasma membrane. Bases 199 to 690 code for a protein of 163 amino acids. NCBI's taxonomy places the organism in Eukaryota, Metazoa, Chordata, Mammalia, Chiroptera, Rhinolophidae. The record is from RefSeq and is a predicted model, not a curated record. The transcript has 5 exons.
GUGGAAGGAGGGAGGAGAAGGGCGGGGCACGGAGGCCCAAGCGAGGAACAGACUCCAACUCUGACUUUUUCCGCUGCUCUCGGAGUCUGGACUCAGCCCCCAUUCUCCAAGAGGAUUCGGGCAUCUCACCUGCCCCUGUGCCAACCUCUUGAAACGACCAUAUCCUGAUGUCCCCUACCCCAGGCUUCCACUGCAGCCAUGUCACUCCUCCUGCUGGUGGUCUCUGCCCUUCACAUCCUCAUUCUCAUCCUGCUUUUCGUGGCCACUUUGGACAAGUCCUGGUGGACCCUCCCAGGGAAGGAGUCCCUGAAUCUCUGGUAUGACUGCAUGUGGACCAAUGACAACAAAACGUGGACCUGCAUUAAUGUCAGCGAGAAUGGCUGGCUGAAGGCAGUGCAAGUCCUCAUGGUGCUUUCCCUUAUCCUCUGCUGUCUGUCCUUCAUCCUGUUCAUGUUUCAACUCUACACCAUGCGGCGAGGAGGACUCUUCUAUGCCACUGGCCUCUGCCAACUUUGCACCAGCCUGACGGUUUUUACCGGGGCGCUGAUCUACGCCAUUCACGUGGAGGACAUCCUGGAGAAGCGUGCGGCCAAGGGCACCUUCGGUUACUGCUUCGCUCUAGCCUGGGUGGCCUUCCCCCUCGCCCUGGCCAGUGGUGUCAUCUACAUUCACCUGCGGAAGCGGGAGUGAGCGCUGCGCCUCGCUGUGCCGCUCCAGCCCGCUCCCGGACUCUCUGCCUCACCCCGCCUUCGGAAAAUAAAACUGUUUAACUGC